AUGGAUGGAGCCAAACUCUCGAACGAUCCCCUUACCCGGAAGUUUAUAGAAGAAGGCGAUUCUGUCCAUGUUUACCUGGGUCCGGAUCAGCACGGCAUUGUCAAUGUUCUACGUGAUGGGAAAGAGGUGAAUGCUCUGCUUACCCACAAAGAUGUUGCCGACAUCGAUGAGGGUUGGAGCAUCGAAGGCAAGAAAGAAGAUGUCUUGAAUUAG
Rhinocladiella mackenziei CBS 650.93 is the source of this 213-nucleotide messenger RNA. RefSeq lists its product as uncharacterized. The record is from RefSeq and is a predicted model, not a curated record. Lineage: Eukaryota; Fungi; Ascomycota; Eurotiomycetes; Chaetothyriales; Herpotrichiellaceae. Bases 1 to 213 code for a protein of 70 amino acids. The transcript has 2 exons.